UGCGCGUGGUUGCACGUAGUGUAAUCAGCACAACAUAUCUUUUGACUCACAAACGGUAGGCUAGUAUAUUUCGGUUUUGACUUCUUUCGUGUGCUGAAAAAUUAAGGACAUUCAGUGCGGAUAUUUACAUAUAGGCUAUCUGGCUACCACAGCGCUGAAGAUGGAUGAUAUCCAGCUUGUUGAAUCAAAACCACUGCUUGUUGACAAGGACUUGAAGAGCCUGAGAGAAGCUGUACAGCAGCUUACACUAAAGGAGCACGAUGUGGAGACUCCUCAUGGCCGAAUCCACUGCGUCAUGAAGGGGGUGCCCAAGGGAGACCGGCCGGUCAUCCUCACCGUCCAUGACAUCGGCCUGAACCACAAGACCUGCUAUGACACCUUGUUUAACCAUGAGGACAUGCAAGAGAUUAUGCACCACUUUGCUGUCUGCCAUGUAAACAUGCCAGGGCAACAAGAAGGUGCCACCACCUUCUCCACCGGGUAUGAAUACCCUUCAAUGGACCAACUGUCUGAGACAAUUCCCCUGAUUCUGAAGAACUUUGGGCUCAAGAGCGUUAUCGGAAUGGGGGUUGGAGCCGGCGCAUAUAUCCUCUCAAAAUUCGCUGUUGACUACCCAAGUAUGGUGGAGGGCUUAGUUCUCAUCAACAUCAAUCCAUGUGCUGAGGGGUGGAUGGACUGGGCAGCACAUAAGAUCACCGGAUGGACUCAAGCCAUGCCAGGCAUGAUUAUCACUCAUCUUUUUGGCAAGGAGGAAAUUCACCAGAAUCAUGACCUGAUUGCGACUUACCGCCACCACAUCCUGAACGACAUGAACCAGUUCAACCUGCACCUCUUUGUCAAAUCCUACAACAGCCGCAGAGAUCUGGAAAUUGAGAGGCCCAUCCCUGGUGGACAGAUCAAUGCUAGAACCCUGAGGUGCCCUUCUCUUCUUGUGGUUGGCGAUAACUCCCCAGCUGUUGAUGCCGUGGUCGAGUGCAACACCAAGUUGGACCCAACCAAGGCUACUCUUCUCAAGAUGGCAGACUGUGGAGGCCUACCCCAGGUUGACCAGCCAGGCAAACUGACAGAGGCUUUCAAGUACUUCAUUCAGGGCAUGGGCUACAUGCCUGCCGCCAGCAUGACGAGACUGGUCCGCUCCCGCACAGCCUCCGGCUCCAGUGUCCACUCCUUCGACGGCAACCGCAGCCGGUCCCACACCAACGAGGGUAACCGGAGCCGCUCGCACACCAACGAGGGGGCCCGCAGCCGUUCACACACGGGUGACCACCACCAGCGUGGACGUUCCCACACUGAGAACAUGGAUAGCGCCAACAACAGCACUGUGGAGCAGGCCGUGCACAAGUCCACCGAAGUGUCCUGCUAGGCCUCUCCCUCCCUCUGAGACCACCCCCUCAUUCCUCUGCCCCCGAUUUUCUUUUCUGCUGCACUGCCACUAACCACCAGCCCCCCAGAACUCUGGAUGCUGUGUGUCCAGCUUGACCCCUCAUAGACUCCCACAACACUUCAAGAUGCAGGAAGAGUCUCUAUGCCAAAGAGUUUUUAUUUUGUUUUGUUUUGUAAUGGGGGCACUCUCUGUUCUAGCGCUAAGCUAAGAGAGAACACUACUGUAAUUGUUGUCAAGGGCUGAACCUCCAGGCCAGACCAGCUCCCUUUCGUGGGCCUCUCUGGAGGCGGCCAUUUUGUUGUUAGCGGCAGUGCGGUACAGAGACAUGGGAGAAUGCCUGAGAAAGUUGUGCUGUUGUCAUGGUGAGAGUGCGCAAGCUUGUACAUUUACCCUCCUCUUUAAUUACCAAUGUACUUUCUUUCGGAUUCUCGUUUUUAGCUGAAGGUAGUGUGGUGUCUGACAUGUGACAUCACGGCUUUCACGAUGAUCUGUAAAUGACUGACUGUAUUUUUGUUCUGACAGUUCAUUUCAUUCUUAAUGGCUAAUUUGUAUACGUGAUUAAUUUUUCUGUAUAUGUAGAAUUGAAACUCUAUAAGAGAAAGGAAAAGAGCUGAGCAGGCCUUGGGAUUUAAGUAGCAGUUUUCUCAAUCAUUCAUCUCAAAGCUGUGGGACUAAACACACUAAAUGUGUUUCAAUCUGAAAACUAAUAAAAAAGGAUUCUAUCAAUUCUAAGCUUAUUUCCACUGGGGUAUAUAGCCAUUCCUAAAGAUCACUAAACAUUCCUUACCAUCACUGUCAUCUAUUUUUUUGGAAUCAAACUGUCUAGGCUCCCAAAACAAAUGUUGAUUGCCAUUUGUGUACUGAAUCAAAUGGAAACAAAACUGAGAAACUAGAUUGCACAGCUUGCGAUUGUAUGUACGAUUAAUUUCCAUUUAAUGGCUUCAGGCAUUGUUUAUAUUGUGAUCACUUCUAUGCAAACAAGCACAAUAGAACAAAACGAAUGUGCCAUGGAUUCCUUUACUCGGUCUUGCUACUUUUUAUUUUAUUGUUGGUUUGGAAAGAUGCACCCGAAAAAGAUCUUGUUGAAUGGGUUAGUUAGUAAGUACUCACCAAGUAUGCACCUCUGUACCUUCUUUUUCUUGCACUACAGCAGUACUUGCAAGCUUUUUAGAACACCUACCCAUGUUAAGACAUACAAAAGCCUAAUCCAGAAUUGUAUGUAUUUUAAUGAUUUAACAGUUUGUAUUUAUUAAAAAAAUAAAAAAAAUGUAACUACA
Molecule: messenger RNA, 2661 nt
Organism: Alosa alosa (allis shad)
Lineage: Eukaryota; Metazoa; Chordata; Actinopteri; Clupeiformes; Clupeidae
Gene: ndrg1a
Product: N-myc downstream regulated 1a
Exons: 16
Coding region: 161-1363 (400 amino acids)
Biological process (GO): signal transduction
Cellular component (GO): cytoplasm
Source: RefSeq, a predicted model, not a curated record